GCAUCUGGUCCCCCUGGCAUCAAAGUUAGGGCUUUCUAAGGCAGGUGAGCAGGCGUCCUCCUUUUCCAGGACAAGGCCUGCCUUAUUUCAAAAGGUCCUCCAUUUUGAGCCUAAUUAAGCAUGAAUAUAGAAGUAUAAUUUGCAAUGCCCUAUGUUUCUCUCAAAUGUCCUACAUUUUUGUGGUGCCUUGUCCUCCUUUGCAGUGAGGACACCUUGUUUCUUAGUCUGCAGCUGCAUGGCAUAAAUAGCCCAGUUUGACACCGCUUUAACUGCCAUGACUCCCUCUAUUAAAUCCUACUCGUGUCCAGUAUCAAUCAAGAAGCAUCAUUGACUAAUUCCCUUUACUUGUCUUCAUAUACUUUACAGAAGGACCCCAGUCAUACAGAGUUCUUCCAAUGAUUUCUAACCAUAAAGGCCAGUUUUCCCUUCUCCAGAGAGUCCUAGAUGCAUUAAUAAAUAUAGAUAUGGGGGGGGGGAGAAAUGUGCAGGACUUCCUGCCAUAAAAAGUCCAAGUGUUCUGGGUUGUGACUCUGGAAGGCCACGGUUGUAUCCUGGCUCGGCCAUGGAAGCCACUGGGAGGCCUUGCGAGAGUGCGCCUGUCCCAGAGCCCCACAGUGAGUUUCACCACCAAGCCGGUACUCGAACCCUGGUUUCCAGGGCCACAGACCGACGUUUCCACCAAUGCGCCACAGAACACUCUGCGAAAGAUUCGGCCUCCGCUCCCUAUUUAUAGCUAUAGCCACGCAACUGAUGACGCCCAGGAAAGGACAUGGCAACCCUCUCGCAAAGGUUCCAUCUGUGCUCUGGAACUUGCUUGGCUCCAUUCUGGAACCCAACCAGAAGCCCUGCUUCAACUGUUGGCUCUUGGCCGCUGGAGGCCAGAGGCUGCUCUCUGUGAGGCUCCUUGGCCUGGACUCGAGUCUCAGGCCCCCCUCCGUUGACCAUGCCUGACUUCGUCAAAGCCUUCAAGAAACCUUUCCUGUGGAUGUUGCCAUGGGUACGGCGCAAAAAUAAGGGGGACAAGGAUCCAGGUCUCCCAGAAGUCAACAUAAGCCAUCAUGAGGAGGAGAUCCCUGAAGCGUGGAGUCAUAUCCCUUUAACGGAUGCAGAUGCGGAGGCUGAUCCUGGGCCCAGGUCAGACAGAGUCCCAGAAGUUCAGGAGAAAACAUCUGAUGAGAAGCGCAGUGAUCACAUGCUUGAUUUGAACGAAUUUAAUUCUGCCCCGACGAAGGAAGCCUUACAUAAAUUGUGCAACAAGUACGCUGGUUUUUCCAAAGAAGAGAGGUGGGACAUAGCAGACGCCAUCGCAAGCAAUCAUUUGGACCUGAUGCUAGAUCAUUACUUGGAAUCGCAAGAAACGGCCUGCAGUGAUCUCAUGCAUGGCGUCUUCGCUGAAGGCAGCUGCAGCCUCAACACCUGCUUGAAUCACUUCAUCGUCAAGCUGAAUGAAGGUCAGAUUACAGAGAGUAAGGAGCUGCCUUUGGCCAAGGUGAGGGCGCUCAGAGGGAUCAAGGCCAUUGUACAGGACUUCUGCAACAUCCAGGACCUGAAGGACUGGCUGUCGUUCCACUUAGUGACCCUGGCCAACGUCUUGGUCAGCCAGUUCCAACGCGAGGAGAAGGGGACCAGCAGGAAGCCCAAAAUGUACCUGGUCCCAGGGGAAGCAAUUGAUAUCCUUUCAAUCCUGCUCCAGAAGCUGGACCUGGUGCAAAACAUGCUGUCCUCCCUCUGACCCAGAUGAGUGCCCUGCCUUCCCUCGCAGACCGAAAGACCAUCCCCUCAACACC
This is a messenger RNA of Sceloporus undulatus (fence lizard), 1787 nucleotides long. RefSeq lists its product as uncharacterized. Bases 944 to 1732 code for a protein of 262 amino acids. The transcript is spliced from 10 exons. Lineage: Eukaryota; Metazoa; Chordata; Lepidosauria; Squamata; Phrynosomatidae. The record is from RefSeq and is a predicted model, not a curated record.